UCUCUUUAAAGUUGAAAGGUCAUUUCAGAAUCCAGGUCAAAAAACUUUCAAAGGUAAGGAAGGCAAUGAAAACAACGAAAUAAAAUCUCAGUCUUAUACUUUGCCGACUCAAACACGUCUCAAGCUUUCGGUUCGAAAAAUGAAUAUGGUGGCAAAGUGGCACUGGAAUAUCGAAGAGGGACCGUGUGGAAUAUGUCGGGAGAUGUUUGAGUCUUGCUGUGUAUCAUGUCGGACUCCGGGAGAUGAAUGCCCAAUUGCAAUUGGCAUAUGCCGUCAUGCAUUUCACAUGCACUGCAUUGUAAAAUGGACAAAAUCACAGAGAAUCCCCCACCCGCCAUGUCCUCUAUGCAGGCAAACGUGGAAGUUUGCACCUUUGGAACGAGCUAAAGUGCGUGUAGCUGAUGAAACUGUCCAUUAA
Messenger RNA from Thelazia callipaeda (thelaziosis nematode), 418 nucleotides. The record is from the annotation of a GenBank genome assembly. Lineage: Eukaryota; Metazoa; Nematoda; Chromadorea; Rhabditida; Thelaziidae.